AUGUUUCUCAGUGAACAACUGCUGACAUCUACACACUAGAACUGCCUCACUGCUGUUUUCUAUCAAUCUUGGGCGACUAAGAGUCCUCGGGCCGCACACAACUCUUCCUGAAGUCGUGCACAGAGAGCGAAGCAGGAAGGUUUGAUUUGACUAAGUUGUUCAGCCAUGUUUGCUCUUGGCUUCUUCCUGUUGGCUGGACUGCUAUGUCAGAGUUUGGGUCAGUACGAAUAUGAUGAUGAAUACUACUUCCCCUCCGCACCAGUGGAGGGACUUUCUACUCCAACUUGCUCCCAGGAGUGUGAAUGCCCCCUGAGCUUCCCCACAGCGAUGUACUGCAACGAUCGCAACUUGAAGUUCAUCCCUAUUGUGCCAAGUGGCAUUAAAUACCUCUACCUACAAAACAACCAUAUUGAGGAGAUCAAGACUGGCGUGUUCGACAACGCUACCGACCUUCGCUGGCUCAUUCUCGACAACAACAACAUCACCAGCGACAAGAUUCAAGCCGGUACCAUUGAUAAACUGAGCAAACUGGAGAAGCUCCUCUUCAGUAAUAACAAGCUGACCAAAGCCCCUGGUCCUCUUUCAAAGUCUAUGGAUGAGUUGAAGUUGAUCGGUAACCAGCUGAGCUCAUUCCCUUCUAACACCUUGUCUGGGAUGGAAAACCUAACCACCCUCCACCUGUCCAAGAACAAGCUGACCACCGAGAGCAUCACAGGUGCCUUCAAAAACCUGAAGUCCCUCGUUCUGCUGGAUGUGAGUGAGAACAAGCUCAAGAAACUUCCCUCGGGAGUUCCACCUUCCCUUUUGAUGCUCUACGCUGACAAUAACGACAUAGACAGCAUUCCUAAUGGCUACCUGGCCAAGUUGCCGGCCCUGCAAUACCUGCGUGUCUCUCACAACAAGCUGGUGGACUCUGGAAUCCCUGCAGGUGUGUUCAACGUGUCUUCUCUUCUUGAGCUCGACCUGUCUUUCAACAAGCUGAAGAGCAUCCCAGAGAUCAACGAAUCACUUGAGCAUCUGUACCUGCAAGUCAACGAGAUAAACAAGUUUGACCUGACAAAUAUCUGCAAGUUCAGCUCCCCGGUCAACUACUCUAGACUGAAGACCCUGCGCUUGGAUGGAAACAACAUCACACACAGCAGUAUGCCAGAUGACACGGCUAACUGCCUACGCCAGGCCUCAGAGAUCAUCUUUGAAUAAAGUCACAUCUCGCCAGUAGUUUAUCAAACACAUAUAGGCUAUUGCUCUAAUUAGACACUCUAAUUGACAUCUGUAUUAAUCAUUCCGGCAAACACAUCUGUUUACACGUUGACGACAAUAUUUUCUCUCUAAAAUGUUGAUGAACACAUCUGUAUGAAAAAUGGGCAGAAGUAGUCUGGGAUCUUGAAAAUCUGGCACAUAAAAAAUCAGUCUUGUAUGGUACUGUAUGAAGAGUAGAAGUCGAAUUAGAGAAGAUAUUCCCAUCUAAAGAAAGACAUAUUUGUGCAAAUUGUGAAUAGCCCAGUGUGCACUCCAUAAGAAGUUGCACUAUAUGUCAUCUAACGGCAUCUCAAUAUUUCCGCAUGUUAAAUACCUUAAUCAUAAAAAAAUUGUAAUCAUGUUAUUAAUAAGCCUGCUGGUAAGGAAAUGAUAUUGUUUAGUGUACAAUUUAUGGAUAAUAGCUAUCUAGUUGUAUAUAAAAUUGCUAAAUGUGCAGCAAUUUUGAAGGAUAUCCAACUGAAACUGAAAUGCACACAAAACUAAAAAAAAUAUAUAUUGAGUCAAUUUGCUGAGGUUUAGCUAACUGCAAAGUAAAUCUAACGUUUUGUUUGUUUGUUUGUUUGUUUAUUAUUAUUUAACUGAGGAAUUUCAGUGCCAAAAUGUUGUAUUAAUAGCAAAUUAGUAUCGGCUUGAAUUUAAUUUCUGAACUCUGCCAACAUUUAUACCAUAUUUUAUCUGCAUGCAGUUCAACUUAUUUUGUAACAGCAAUUGUUUUCAAUUCUAUGGUAAACAACAUUUAAUUUUUUUGAUGUAUUCAAUACACCAUUUCACAUCAUCUCCAUGUUAGUCAAAUCAUUGAACCACAAGAUUACAGUAACUUUGGCAGACUGUUGUAAAAGUUGUAAUUUCCCUGAUUUGUUGUUGUUUUUUUAAAUAACAAAGCAGUUUUUUCGACUUUAUUUGAAUAAACCAGAUUUCUUACA
Molecule: messenger RNA, 2183 nt
Organism: Cyprinus carpio (common carp)
Lineage: Eukaryota; Metazoa; Chordata; Actinopteri; Cypriniformes; Cyprinidae
Product: lumican-like
Molecular function (GO): protein binding
Source: RefSeq, a predicted model, not a curated record